CAGCUGGGUUCCCGUCACUUCUGCAUUCCGGAACUUCCAUCGACUCCCUCACAUAGACCACAAAGCCCACACGCACGCUACCAUGCAAACAACACACCCAAGACAAUCAUCAAGCGCCGGAAGAGCCUUCAAGACGAGUCCUCGCCGAAGCGGAAGACGGAGAUCGUUGCCUCUUGGGCUUGAUGAUACUUUCGGCGGGGUGCUUAUGGGGAAGGCGAAUGACGGCGCUCACAGUGGACCCAUUCUGAACAUCACUUCGAGUCAUUCACGGCCGUCAAGUGGAGGAGAAGUCGGGAAGAUAAUCCAACUCCCAACCCUCCACAACGAACUCGUCCGUCUCCAACUCUCCCCGCCGCCCUUCAGCGCCUCUGACUCCGAUCAUAGACGCUACUCCACCCCCGACCGCGGCGACCAUGGCAAAUCCACCCUGCCCCAUCUAGAUAAACGCGGCGGGAUACACGCGCGCUCGGAGGAGGAUGUUCGCAAACGAACAUCGCCUGGUAGCAGGCCAGUGAGACAGGCGUGGGAAAUGGAGCGGGAUAGUAAGGAGGGCGAAUUGCGAGUCGUGAAUUUGGAACGAUUGAUGUUGGAGGCAGUUGGGGCUCCGCUCCCAACAACCCCUGACAAGGAGAAGGAGAAUGCGGCAGGGUCAGCGCCGCGGUCCCGCAAAGGCUCAGCCCAUCGUCGACGAUUCAGCCACUACCCUCGCUCCAACGGAAGCACGCCUCACCAGAGCCGGCCCGUCUCCGCGCGCAACAUCCCGCUUCCGCCUUCACGACCGCAGACGCCGGACCCGGAUAUGGCUGUCAUGGGUGUCAUACCGCCGAUUUUGACCGGUUUGGCUUCGCAAGCCGGAUUACAUAUCCCCUUGGGUAUGGGACGGCUGCGGCCCGUGUCGCCGCUCACAGGUGAACAGAUAGGGUCCCCGUUGCGGCAGGUUGUGAAUCAGAGUUUGGAGGAGAUAAGGAGGCGUGACGAAAGCACUGCUUCCGCGCCACGUCCCAUCGCCAGCGCACCAGACCCGACCCCCGCACCCACGGGCUUCUUCUUCAAAGCAGACGGCGACAUGCAGUUCGACCUCCAAGAAGCCACCGCCUUCAUGCACGUCCUCCAAAAAGAGUCCAAAGUCCGUUUUGUCGCAUUAGCCGAACAACCCCCACCCUCGCCCACCCUCGACUCGACAUCCUCCACCGACGCCCAAACCACCGACACGGUCCCGCGUGAAUCAUCUAUGGGAUCAGGAAGCUACCCGCGCAGAUCGCCCGAGACACCCGCGUUGCAGGUCAAGACCCCACGGCAGAUGUCGCGACGGUCCCGGCGGAGCGUGGAUUUCUUCACGCAGCCGUUUGUGGAGAGGAAGGAGGAGCCGGUGACGAGCAGGUUGUUUGAGCCGUUGUUGCUCUUGCAGAGUUUGGAUGAGCCUGCUGCAGGGCCAGUGGCGCUUGGGGUGGUUGAUGAGGUGGAGUUGGGGGAUGUGGGGGUGGAGGGAGGGAUGGAAAAUGUGCGCGCGACUGCGGGGCUGUCACCGGCAGGCAGCGAGCGAGGGAAUGAUGGGUUGCAAAACGCUACGUCGGGCUCCUCCCACUCGAUCAGUUCAGUGCCCGAGGAUCCGCAGAACGACUCUGACUUAGGCGCGGAGAUCACGAUACUGUCGGGACCCACAUCCCGUGAAAAUGAGCCGGUGAUAGUUCGCUUCGUCAAUUCUGCGGAUUUGGAGGAUGAGGGAGAUGAAGAUGGUCACCUCCCAUUGCAGAGUGAUGAGGCGGGGGGAAUGCCGGCGCAUGAGGAGGAGGAAGGGCCUGCGAGUGAAUCGGUGAUGGAAGGGCCACCCGGCGGGGCAGAGGAGCCGAAUGGGCUGUAUAAUGAAGAAGAAACAUCGCAGACUGGAACAUCGCAGAGUGAAGCUGCGUAUCCAUCCAACGGUGACAGGGAGGUUGUGGAUCCCGGACAGUCGCGGGAAACAGUUUCGCAGAUUGCGACCCCUGAGCCGGCCCAGCAGUCCUUUCCUGUGUCCAACCGGAACUCAUCAGCUCCGCUGCCCGCGCCCAUCACACGGGCGAUCGUUCAUCCUCCACCGCAGAUCGCAGCCAUGAACGAAUUCAACGACUACAAUAGCCGGUGGAACAGCCGAGAGCGCAGUCUGUUGCGUUCACAGGAAUGCAUGGCUCUCGCCGUUCUCGACAAGUACGUCUACACCCUCCACCUCUCCACUCUCAAGAGGCAGCAAACCCUCCACAAAGACCUCAUCCACACUCAAACGCGCAACGACGCGCAUCUCGCGCGGAUGGCAGCCAAAGAGCGGCGGGAGUGUAUCUCGCAGGGCCGUGAUUUGCACCUGUGGACGUCGCCGGGGACGGCGGGGAUGGCAAAGAGGUGUGAGGCUAGUGGGUGUUGGAAGAGUGGCUUGUAUCGGGAGGUUGGUGUUAGGAAGAGGGCUUGA
Molecule: messenger RNA, 2440 nt
Organism: Fimicolochytrium jonesii
Lineage: Eukaryota; Fungi; Chytridiomycota; Chytridiomycetes; Spizellomycetales; Powellomycetaceae
Exons: 6
Coding region: 83-2440 (785 amino acids)
Source: RefSeq, a predicted model, not a curated record